GAACUGGUGAAAUAUAUGCAAGCGUCUCUUCCUAACUUGAUCAAAACAACAUGUGACGAAUUUUUGAUAAACUAUGACGAUGAUUCUACGGAAAUACCACCACAAAAACUUUCGCAUGAAAAUUGGAUAGAGAAAGAAGAGGUUUUAAAAGAUAUUACGAUUAGAAUACUUAAUACAUU
Funneliformis caledonium is the source of this 179-nucleotide messenger RNA. Lineage: Eukaryota; Fungi; Glomeromycota; Glomeromycetes; Glomerales; Glomeraceae. The record is from the annotation of a GenBank genome assembly.